Molecule: messenger RNA, 2120 nt
Organism: Oncorhynchus kisutch (coho salmon)
Lineage: Eukaryota; Metazoa; Chordata; Actinopteri; Salmoniformes; Salmonidae
Product: E3 ubiquitin-protein ligase RNF128
Exons: 7
Coding region: 152-1372 (406 amino acids)
Source: RefSeq, a predicted model, not a curated record
AAUCUAGAACUAGUUCACCUGUCAGCCCGCCGCUUAAUAUCCUAAUGACGUUAGUUAGACGAGCUAAAACUUUUCUUCGUUUUGUUUUUAGUGCCAUACCUUUUAUCGACUGUUCAACGCUGAACGGCACUAGUAACCCACGCCGUAAAAAAUGAUUAUGGAACCUUUAGCGAAACGGUAUCUAUUUUCAUGGCUGUUUGUGGCUUUAAGUCUCCAGGUGUCAAGUUUACAUUUUGCAGUAGCGACUUACUACACAGCCUACCUGAACGUGUCAUUUAUUGAUCCUGCAAACAACGAAACCAUAUCGCGACAAGGGGAAAGCGGACCAACGCUAUAUGGACAAGAUUCUCCUAAAGUUACGGUGAUGGGGGACGUUUAUUUACCUGAUCCGAUUUACAGUUGCGAAAGUGAUACUUUUUAUGAUGUGCCUAGUGGGUCAAAGGGGUGGAUCGCCAUAAUUCAACGCGGCUACGAAUGUACUUUUUCACAGAAGAUCAAUGUUGCAGCCAGUAAAGGAGCUGUUGCUGCUGUAAUUUUCAAUGGUCUUGGUACAAACAAUACAGUCAUCCAAAUGUCGCACCCAGGAACAGGAGAUAUGGUUGCCAUCAUGAUUAGUCACAGACGGGGCAUGGAAAUUGUUGGGCUGAUCAGGCAAGGGAUUCCAGUCUCGAUGACCAUUGAGGUGGUCAAGCAGCAUGGUGUCUGGAUGAGCCACUAUUCGGUCUUCUUCGUCUCCAUCUCCUUCUUCAUGAUAACAGCAGUAACUGUUUGCUACUUCAUCUUCUACUCGGCCCGCCGCCUCAACGUCGUUCGUCUACAAAACCUUCAACAGAAACAGCUGAAGGCAGAGGCAAAGAAAGCCAUUGGUCAGCUGCAAGUCCGGACCGUGAAACGGGGAGAUAAGGAGACUGGGCCUGACGCUGACACCUGUGCAGUAUGCAUUGACGCUUACAAGUCUGGCGACGUGCUGACCAUUCUCACCUGCAAUCAUUUCUUCCACAAGACCUGCAUUGAGCCCUGGCUAAUGGAGCACAGGACCUGCCCCAUGUGUAAAUGUGACAUACUCAAGGCCUUGGGAGUAGAGCAGCCGGAAGAGGACCAGCCCAGUCAUCAGUUGACCAUGCAUCCAGACAUGACGUCCUACCCCAGGGUUCUAGUCCCAGAGGACACCCGCAGUGAGACAACCUCCGCAGGCUAUGCUUCUGUACAAUGCACAGAGGAGCACAGCAGCCCAGCAGAUGAGACCCACGUGUAUGAGACAUUGGGGCAACAUCCUGGCCCAGGAUCAAUCCAGGUGGACAUCUUCCAGCCCCAUUAUGACAACCUCGCCUUUGAGGGCAACUCACGAAACCAACGGGAACCCCUGACAUGAAUGGGAUGCUCACUCUAAGCACUAGACCUUGGCUAAUGGGACUUGGGCCACAAUCAAUUACAUUCGAAGAUGUUUCCUGUGGUCAUGAAGCAAGUGGAAACCAGGAAUGUGGGUCUGAUAUUAUUCAUAGGGAAAGAGGGCUUGACCGAUAUAUGCAUAUCAAUUUACAUGAAAUUGAUGAGGCAAUCCUUCGAUGCACUUGUCUGAGUUUGGAAAUGGUACUAUCCAGUUUCAUUCUGAUUUAAUUGUACUUUUUAUAAUAUGAUUUGAUUAUGUUUUUUGAGGCUUAAUUACAUCAGUCAAUGUAUUACUUCAUCAGUUAAUGAUUUUAAAUGGUUUCAAUUUGCUAAUUUAACACCCACAACUUUUUAACAUACUCAAUAUGCCCACACCACAACAGAAUAGUGUGGGUGUAUUGAGUGAUGGCGAAUUAGAAGUUUUCUUGUUGUAAUUAACUCGUAUCAUUCUUAGAUUACUCAUUAUAUUAAUAGUCAGAUUUAAUCAACAAAUCUGUCAUUUCAAAAAAAGAGUGUCAAAAUCAUUACAUAUCCCAUCGAGCUGCCCGUUGUCACAGUUCCAAGACCAGUCAGAAACGUCCAGCUAAUCCUACGCCGGUGAAUCUCAAAAUUGAACUUGGAUCUGCGUUAAGUAUCAAAUGUAUUUAUAUAGCCCUUCUUACAUCAGCUGAUAUCUCAAAGUGCUGUACAGAAACCCAGCCUAUAACCCCAAACAGCAAGCAAUGCAGGUG